Messenger RNA from Hyla sarda, 1406 nucleotides. RefSeq names its product claudin-12-like. Lineage: Eukaryota; Metazoa; Chordata; Amphibia; Anura; Hylidae. The record is from RefSeq and is a predicted model, not a curated record. The coding region runs from base 265 to 999 and encodes 244 amino acids. Gene Ontology annotation, cellular component: plasma membrane. The transcript is spliced from 2 exons.
GUCUGUCAUGGUGCGGAGAGUCGUCCUCCCAGAAUGCCCCCUGUGCGGGUGCUGGGCAUGUGCAGAUCUGCGGGUGAUGAUUCUCUUGUAUAUGAGGUGAUGUAGCAGAGCUCAGCAUGCGGUGGUGUCACAGCUGCACGCAUCUUAUUAUACCGCGGUCUCCACGGUAACCUGUGAAUCCUAAUUCUGAAAACGUUAAUCUGGUGAGAGGACGAGUGUCGCCUGAGGGGACGGCGAGCGCACGAGUCGUCAUCCCCGGACACCAUGGGCUGCCAGGAGGUGCACGCAGUGACCUUAUUGGCUUUCGUAUGCGGCACGUCCUCCGUAUCCGGUCUGUUCGCCGCCGUUCUUCUUCCCCAAUGGCGACUGAUGAAGCUUUACACGUUUAACAGGAACGAGAAGAACCUGACGGUGAGCAUGGGGCUGUGGGUGAAGUGCACUCGUCUGGAGUGGAGCCGCGACUGUAUGAUCUACGACACCGCGUGGUUCGCCAACGUGGACCAGCUGGAUAUCCGCGUCCUGCAGUUCGCCCUGCCCUUCAGCAUCCUGACCGCAGCCACCGCGCUGAUCCUGUGUCUGAUCGGAAUCUGUAACACCACGUUCAACUCCAACAUCCCGAGCCUGAAGAUCGCCAAGUGUCUGGUGAACAGCGCCGGCUGCCAUCUUGUGGCCGGCGUGCUCUUCUGUUUGGCCGGUGCCAUGAGUCUCACCCCAUCGGCCUGGGUCAUAUUCUACAACAACAUCCUGAACAGCAGAUACGGGCCGUACUUCACCUAUGACAUCGCCGUCUUUGUCGCCAUUGGGAGCGCCGGGGGGAUGUUCUUCACGGCGGCGCUGCUGUUCGCCUGGUACUGUAACUGUAAGUCCUCGUCCUCCGCUUACUGGCAGCCGCUCUACUCACAUAUUCCUAACAUGGCAAAUUACAUCCCCCCCUCUUAUUCCUCCCAGUCCCCCCUGUCGGCCAUCGACAUAGACUUCCCCGUUACCUACACAGUUUAGUUAUGGCGUCAUCUGUAAUGGCGACAUUUAUCUCCACCAUGAUACUCUGCUGCAUCAUCCGGCUACGAACGGUCACAACUUCUUUUUUUUUUAAAGCAACAAAAAAAAAGAAACCUACGACCCCCCUCCCCCCAACACGUCCCCCAUAGACAUGAAAGGAGGGGGCGUGGCUGUGACAUCACGAUCAUGGCCUCCGGCUUCAAGUGUUCUGAAUACCGGAGUUUCCCUUUAAUGCUUUACUUCAUUAAUGUUACAUAAGACUGUUAUUGUUUUCUUUUACAGAGCUUUAAAGGGGUACUCCUAUGGAAAACUUUUUUUUUUGUUUUUUUAAAUCAACUGGUGCCAGAAAGUUAAACAGAUUUGCUAAUUAAUUCUAUUAAAAAUCUUAAUCCUUCCAGUACUUAUUA